ACUUACCAUGUACUGAAUCCGUGAAUCGUUCUAUACGUUUAUGGUCGAUGGAUGGCCACCACCGUGUUGGUCGUGAAAAGAUAGUCUAGACUGCUGAACAUUAUACGAUUUUAAACAUAGUAUAUUAUUAUGUUUCUAAAACAAGCAAAUAACACGAAGAACCAAUGAUUCAUUCUUUAUAGUAAAAAUCGUACAGGUAAACCACCCAUGCAAGACUAGUUACAAUUAGGAGAUAACAAAUAUAUUUAGAAUGGAACCAUCAUGUUCACAUUCCAAGUGUGACUUGUACGAGAGAAACAAAAUUACAUAUGAAAAUGUUGAGACUGAUUGUAACAACAGGCUUGCUGAGAAGUCGGGUGAUUCAUGUAAUGUUAGACAAAAAAUUGAUGACCUCGAACGUGAAGAUUUCGAGGAGGAAAAUAGAAUGCUGAAGCAUUGUUCUAGUAUGAUAGUUGAUGGAGAAAUCAAUGCAGGGGCACGUUACUCGGGCAACUUAUCAAGUGCCAAUUCAAGUCUAGCGUCCAGUUCUGAAACUAUAUCAACACUCUCUAAUAUGAUAACAAAUGACUUUAGUUUACCUGGUUGCAGCAAAAGUGAUGAUUGUGAGGGUAGUAAUGCCACAAUUAAAAACAUGAUAUAUUCCCGAACUCCACUUUACUCGAUUGUCGAGCCACCCCCUAAGAAAGUAGAUUUUAUGCAGAAAUUGUUGAGUAGUAAUUUACAAGAAAAGAAAGACUUUCCUAAAGGGAAGCUUUAUAAAAGUGAUCUGAUGGAGCAAACAGGGGAUUCUGAUUUGUGUGAUGGUAGCGGACAAUCGGGUAGGUCAAGUUCGAAUGCAUCUAGUUCUAGUUCAGAUAGUAAAGAGUUCACUGUUCCUUCAACAUCAAAUGCUGAGAAGUUAUUAGGAUUGGAUGACAGCAGCAAGAGAAAUGGAAGUGGCAGCUCCAAGUCAUCCAGCUACCAGUAUUGCGAGGGCGAUGACGACUCCGACGACGACGUAAACGAAGAGUCUUGGUGCACAUGUCUUUCAUCUCAUGAGGACGACGACGAAGAGGAUGAACCGGAGUCAGAUGAUCGACUUUGGAGAAAAAGACGCUACGAGCCCCCUCGGCCUCAAUCAGCAAAGAAGUUCUGUCCAGAUGGAAGCGUUGUCGUCGGACCCGGAUCAGAAUGGCCAAACAUUCACGCCAAUAUUGCAAUUCAAACUAAUAACAUUCAAGGACCUCCUGAACUAAAGCAAUGGCUCAACAAAUUUCAAUCAUGGUCUAACGGCGAGAAGAUCCAAGCAAUCGACGCUCUGAUAAACCGCUGCGCCGCAAGUCACGUUCGUUACAUGAUGAAGGCUAUCGAGCCUCUCUUUCAACGGGACUUCAUAUCUCUCCUACCUAAGGAACUGGCUCUUACCGUUCUUGGAUAUUUGCAGCCGAAAGAUCUAUUGCGUGCUGCACAGACUUGCCGGUAUUGGAGGUUCCUGGCUGAUGAUAAUCUCCUAUGGAAGGAGCAAUGUCGUCGCAUAGGUCUCACAACCCUAAAAAAGAUGCCGAGGUCAUUACCACGUUGCGUCAGCCCCUGGAAGGCAGCCUACAUGCGCCAAUCACUGAUUCAGGACAAUUGGCUACAUAAGCCAGUGAACAAUCCAAUUGUGAUGCGUGGUCAUGACGAACACGUUAUAACCUGCCUACAGUUCUACGGGAACCGAAUCUUGAGCGGUAGCGAUGAUACAACGCUAAAGGUCUGGUCAGCCAUUACUGGGAAGUGUCUACGCACGCUCGUCGGCCACUCGGGUGGUGUCUGGUCAUCGCAGAUGGUAGGCGACCUCGUCAUCAGUGGAUCAACUGACCGUACUCUACGUGUAUGGAACGCGAAAACGGGACAGUGCCUUAAAGUACUAGCUGGUCACACGUCUACCGUCCGUUGCAUGCAUUUGCAUCAGAAAAGAGUUGUAUCGGGUUCCCGUGACGCCACCCUUCGCGUCUGGUCGAUACCCGACGGUCGCUGCCUCCGCGUCCUGGUCGGCCACCUGGCGGCUGUACGAUGCGUUCAAUAUGACGGCAAGAUGGUAGUUUCCGGUGCUUACGAUUACUUCGUCAAAGUCUGGAACCCAGAAACUGGAGAAUGCCUUCACACGCUCGCGGGACACACGAAUAGGGUAUACAGCCUACAAUUUGAUGGAGUUCACGUAGUAAGUGGGUCUUUGGACACAUCGAUUCGUGUUUGGGACGUUGAGUCGGGACAGCUGAAACACACUCUCACUGGCCACCAGUCUCUUACAUCUGGGAUGGAACUGCACUCUAAUAUACUGGUAUCCGGCAAUGCUGAUUCCACUGUUAAAGUGUGGGACAUCACAACUGGUCAUUGCUUGCAUACAUUGUCAGGUCCUAAUAAACAUCAAUCGGCUGUGACAUGUCUUCAAUCGAGCAACCGGUUUGUGAUCACUUCUUCCGACGACGGUACCGUCAAAUUGUGGGACGUGCGAACUGGAGAAUUUAUUCGGAAUCUCGUCGAACUCAGCUCUGGAGGUUCUGGAGGCGUGGUCUGGCGUAUACGAGCUUCUGCGACUAAGCUCAUUUGUGCCGUCGGAUCGCGUAAUGGCACUGAAGAGACGAAGCUCCUAGUGCUCGAUUUUGACGUACCUGGCGCUUGUAGGAAAUGUGAUGAAUAGCAUCGACUCAACCGGCGCAUUGUGCGCCGAUAUGCCAACAUGUACGCCCCGUGGAACUGCUAAAGAGUGAAGUAGUGUCCUCACUGUUUAGCAGUUCCAUGUUGCCUCAUCCGCUAUGAAUGACGAAUCAGUUUGGAAAUGUAGUAGAACAGCAUUUGGAAAGUAAUAUUUUGCUGAAACAAGCACCUGUAUUGCACAACACUGCUUUCAAAGUUCAUAUUUCAUAAUAAUUUCUCAUGUAUGAACAUUUUCUCCCAUUGUCAUUAUUAGCGGUGUAAGACAUCUGAUUAAAUAUUCGGACGUAUUAAUUCCUUUGAUUUAUUAUGGAAUGGAAUGAAUAUUUGAUCUGAUUCAAUGAGCAGACCAAAAGCGUACUGACGGCACCGUCAAGUGGAUUGUGAAACUAAUAAUACAAAGUUUACCCACCGGGCUUGACAUGGGAAGAGUGAAGAACCGUUUUCAUAUUCACGGUGUACUCUGAUUACCUUUACUGCAUUCAAUACCAAUAAAGUACCAUCCAUAAUUACAUCGUAGUUCUAGCAGAUAGUUUAUUACGAUUUUCAUAAUGGCAUAUAGCAUGGUCAGCUAUAUGAAUAUGCAAUAUACACUGAUUUUGGUCUAUGCUUGCCUGUUAACCCCAUUGUAACUGGUGGCGCUGUACAAUCUCACAUUGCCAAGUUUCUGUUACAUUGUUAUUCGCUUCAUUAUCCCAAAGAGUUCGAGGUUAUCGGAUCUUAGGUUUAGUUUAUGUUAAGAUGAUUUUAUAAUUUGACUCCUUAUUUAAGUAGGUAUCUUUUCUUCUAUAUUUUUAAUAAUCCUUUUUGCUCUUUAGUUGGAAUUUAAUGGAAUGUUAUUUGUACUGGCGUGAUUGUCUUAUAAUUUGCAUUAUUGUUCAGAAAAAAAUAUGUCAAUGAUAGUGAUCCUGACUUUAUUUAGUAUGAAAUGAAUAAAUAUAUUCUUGAAACAGAAAGAAAGCAAGCGGACAAACUUAACCUAUGAGAAAUAUUCGCAGUUUUAAUUAUUUUGUUUUAUAUAUAUAUAUAUUUCUAUUAGAUACAAUUUACUGAAUUUAAUUUUAAAACCCACUGAUUUUAUCAAUAAAUGUGUCAGUGAAAUUAUUUUAACACCUUAUGACAUAUACAACAAUUAUUAUAGUAUCACAAUAAUAUAUAUAAUAAUAAAAUUCCAAAAACAAAACAGUUGAGGAUCUUUUUCUCCUCUGUUUGUCAAAUGAUUUUUUUUUAAUGAUUAAUAGUAAUUGAUAGGCUUUAGUUUAAACAGUUUUAAAACACAAAUUUAUAGAUGUUCUACUCAAAUUUUCGAUUAAGGUCAAAUAUCGACCCCGGAGUGAAUUAAAAACCAUCUCCCUAAUCUAAACAAAUACUCAUUAACUAAGUAUAAAUGUUUUAAUCAUAUAUAUAUAUUUUAUAAGAUAAGAAUUACAAUUGUCAAAGUAAUAACAAUAUUUAGUAUUUUUUUAUCAUUUGUUUAUGUUAUUUAGUUUUUCAUUCACUACAGUAUUUACAUAAAUGUAUUAGAUCAAUCAACACAAUAUUGAUUGACUGAACACACUAGACGUAACAAAUAUAUAAUAAAUAUAACCACAAUAUUAUGUUCCAAUAAGUAAUUAUUGUUAAAUAUAUUGAUUUUAUAUGAAUAUUUCUUAUAUGCAAGGAUUUAAUAUUAGGGAUGCCACUAUAUAAAGUAUUGGAAAUGACUCGUUUCACGCCAGUUUUUUCUAUAAUAUUAGUAAUUUGAUUAAUUUUUUUAUUAAUUGAUUAAUCUAUUUUUUAAUGAUAUAAUUUUUUUUAGUUAAUUUAUUUAAAAGACAAGCGCCACGAGAUACCGGAUCAAAUGUGUUACUUGCAAUAUAAAUUUAAUCUAUAAUACAAUAAUAUUAAUUCUAUAAUAAUAAUAUUAAUUAAAUAAUUUUAUUAUAAUUGUUUUGAAUAUAAAACAUUUUUUAAAAAUAUAAUCCAAUGUAUAAUCAAUGGCCAGAAAUUUUAUCAUUUAACUAUUUGAAAUAUAGUCGCAUAAGUUAAUUUGUAUGUCUAUAUAAUGAAUUAAAGUAUGUCAGACUUAUUGUACCGAAUUAAAACAAUAAUCGAUUUGAUGUUAGAAUUUGCAUAAUCAUUAUCAAGUCAAUCUGAUCUUUGUAUGUAUGUAAGGUAAGCCAACACCGCCGCUCUCUCUUGCUAUAUUUUACAACUAAAAAUGUACCCCGUGUUGUGUACAACAUUUUUAGACUGAUUUGACUAUAACGAGUGUGUGAGGUUGUGUUGGUUACACCUGCUCUAGAUUGUAAGAGGUAACAUUUGUUGUGUAUAUAUAUUAUAAUAUAUAGACGGUGGAUCGGUGGGCAGUCUCGAGCGCCACCUUGGUACGGUUUCCGACAUUUCGACGGCUACUACCGGAAGCGGACUCCGCGUUAUCUAUUGCCGAUUAAAUAAUUAAACGAAGACUGAAGAAUAGGUAUAGUUUAAUAAUUAUAGUAUUUAAUAACGCCAGUGGAAAGUUAAAAAGUUUAAAACCAAGGUGGCGCUUUGACAUUUUAUCUUUCCACGGGCGGGCGUAGUUAUUCCGUUGCGAGCGUAUUUCUCCCACCAUUGCACUGAGCUCAUUUCAGACAAAACUGAAAACAGUCAGCGGACUACUCCAAUGUUUAUUCGUACUCGACUGCAGAAUAUACCUUUGAGAUUUUGUUAUGAAUACUUAAUCUUAUACAUUUGUUAAAUUAUAUCCUGUAUUAUAAAAAACGGUAUCAUUUUAUCAUUACUUUUAAAGUAUACUCAUAGAAGAUUCUUGAUAGGUACUCGUGUAUUGUCAAGGUUAUGUCCGAGCUAAUUACAGUGAAAUUGUUAAUACGCGCAGUCGGGUGUUAUUUUUUUUAUAUCGUCUUCUUGUUUAUUGUCACUAGUUACUAAAAGCGAUGCGUUUACGCCAUCAAUUUUACUUAGUUACUAUGUAAUUUAGUAUUUAGACUUAAUGUAAUUAUUUCCUUGCUUGCCUAAGUGCGCCUAGGAAUGAGAGGGUGGAGGUAGCCACAAUCAUACUAUGCGGUUACACAGCCACCUGAAUAAUCAAUUUACUCAUUGUCUAUGUAUAUAAAUAAUUAAAUAAUACGUUGAUAAUCAACAUAAUAUUGCCGAUAUAUGUUAUAUCGAAUUUUUUAAUCGAUCAUCGGCCACGUGGAAAGCCAAUCGUUUUUGUCAGCCGGAAAACUCUCAUGUCUAGGCCCACGCCGUACAUACUAUGAACGAUCUAGUUUAGAAAAUUGGCUGAUGAAUUUAAAACAAAUUAAAUCAAGUUAGUGCAACAAUAAGUUCUAGUUUCAUUUUUACGUCUAUUCGAACAUUUACUGAUAUUAUUGAGGCGCACGAAAAAUUCGACUCUUACGUUCUUUGUAAUUUUCAUAUCCUAUUUCUCUUACUUUGCUUUGAUUGUACAUCAUUUUUAAUAAAAUCAGUUGUU
Nymphalis io (European peacock) is the source of this 6133-nucleotide messenger RNA. RefSeq names its product F-box/WD repeat-containing protein 7 (gene ago). The record is from RefSeq and is a predicted model, not a curated record. The coding region runs from base 251 to 2662 and encodes 803 amino acids. Gene Ontology annotation, biological process: proteasome-mediated ubiquitin-dependent protein catabolic process; ubiquitin recycling. The transcript has 12 exons. Gene Ontology annotation, molecular function: ubiquitin binding. NCBI's taxonomy places the organism in Eukaryota, Metazoa, Arthropoda, Insecta, Lepidoptera, Nymphalidae. Gene Ontology annotation, cellular component: nucleus; cytoplasm.